AUGCCCGGGCUUCUCCUCAACACCGCCGCCCCCCUCGCCAACCCCAGGCCGUGCUCCAGCUUCAGGCCCUCCCGCCACCGCCUCAGAUGCCCAGCCGCCGCCUCCUCCAGCAGCUCUUCCUCCUCGUCGAGCUCUAGCGGCCGCGCGGGGUCGUCGUGGGCGACGGACUACGACCUGUACGAGCUGCUGGGGGUGGAGCCCUCGUCGCCGCAGGCCGACAUCAAGGCCGCCUACCGGGCGCUGCAGAAGCGCUGCCACCCGGACGUUGCCGCCGGCAACGGAGACGCCUCGGCCGGCCCCUCCUCCCACGACAUGGCCGUGGUGCUCAACGAGGUGUACGCGCUGCUCUCCGACCCGGCGCAGCGCCAGGCCUACGACCGGGAGCACGCGCGCCGGUCCGAGUUCCAGGGCUACACGGGCCGCCCGCUCUACUCGUCGUGGCGCGGCGGGGACGCCGAGACGCGCGCCGUGUUCGUCGACGAGGUCGCCUGCGUGGGGUGCCUCAAGUGCGCGCUCCACGCCAGCCGCACCUUCGCCAUCGAGUCCGUCCACGGCCGCGCCCGCGUCGUCGCGCAGUGGGCCGACCCCGAGGACCGCAUCGCCGACGCCGUCCAGACCUGCCCCGUCGACUGCAUCUCCUAUGUGGAGCGCUCGGACCUGGCGGCGCUCGAGUUCCUCAUGUCCAAGCUGCCGCGCCGCAGGGUCCGCGUCUCCGAGGCCAACGCCGCCGGCUCGCCCGACAUCUUCGCCGAGGUCGCCAAGUUCAAGGCCAGGUUCGAGAAGAUGGAGAACAAAUCCGCCACCAGGCAAUCCGAGGAGUCGGAGGCGACGUGGCGGUCGAGGAGCUCGGCGGUCCAGACCAUCAUGUCCAUGUCCAACUGGUGGUACUGGCGGCCGUUCAGAGCCCCGGCCGGCGCCGCCGCCGCCGCGGUCCCUGCCCCUCUCCGCCUGCUGCCACCGCCAUCGUCGCCGCCGCCUCCUUCAGGUCCGGCCGACCCCGUCACGGAGAGGCUCAAGGAGGCAGCCGCGCGACGCAAGGCGGAGGGGUCAACGGCGUCAGCGGUGUACGCUCGCCAGCGCGAUGAGUAUUGGACCCCGCAGCGGAACCUGCCGUCCACGGCCUCGUUCCCGUCGCCGGAGGCCCAGAGCGCCGCGCCGCCGCGGAGACGGGUGCGAAGAGCGUCCGGUGGCGAGAGACCGACCGAGAGGAGGGUGAGGAUCGACCUGACGGUGCCGCUGCUGAUGGCGAUCGUCGCGGCGGGGAUCGCCGGGUACAACAGGGAGGAGAUGGCCGGGGGCGUGAUCGAGGACCACAUCGGCGGUGCGGCCGCUCUGGGAGUCGUGAAUAGCUCCGAGCUCCAGGUUGUCUUGGCUGGCGUGACGUGGUUCGUUAUCGGAGCCGCCGUGGCCGCCGUCCUUCAGGUGGUGCUUGGAAGAAGAAACGAGGAGGAAUCCAGAGAAUGA
Molecule: messenger RNA, 1464 nt
Organism: Triticum turgidum subsp. durum (durum wheat)
Lineage: Eukaryota; Viridiplantae; Streptophyta; Magnoliopsida; Poales; Poaceae
Source: the annotation of a GenBank genome assembly